Messenger RNA from Gossypium raimondii (Peruvian cotton), 2265 nucleotides. RefSeq lists its product as uncharacterized. NCBI's taxonomy places the organism in Eukaryota, Viridiplantae, Streptophyta, Magnoliopsida, Malvales, Malvaceae. The transcript is spliced from 2 exons. The record is from RefSeq and is a predicted model, not a curated record. The coding region runs from base 183 to 2060 and encodes 625 amino acids.
AUGGGUUAGAGACGGAGUCAGCCGAUUCCUCCCUCAGUCGUCUCAUUCUUUCUCUUCUCUGUUUAAACCUCAACGUCAAUAACAAAGCACACCCUUCAUCGCCUCCAAUUCCAUAGAUUUUGUUUCUUCCGUCUCGAAGAUUUGAUGUCAUUUCAUGAUUUACGAAAUUGGUUUAAUUUGCAAUGGCCUUUGCUUUCCUAUCCACGCUACAAAAUAUAUGGCCAUUUUCUGUGUUCAAAUUCGAUGAUUUAAGAGCCUCCCGUGAUUUGGUUCAUAAGCUUUCAAUACCUGACCACACUAAAAAGUUUGUUUUUGCUGUUAGACCACCACACUCUCACUCUGUCAUUUACAUACUUUCUGCUCAGAACUUAUCUGAGAGGUCAGCUGCUGAUGCCGAGUGUCUUAUUAGAGCAAUUAGACCAGAUGCUGUCGUAGCUCAGAUUGGUUACUCGGCUCUCUCUGAUAUUCAAUCUGAAGACACCCUUGUUGAUAGCACUGUUCCCACUUCCUCUUUUGAAGUACUCAGACGAUGCUUUGUUGAUAAGAUUAACAAGGACCAGUUUGAUAAUGUGGCUGGUAAAUUGGUUCUGAGAGAGAUUUUUGGUGUUGGUUUUCAUGGCCAUAUCUUGGCUGCCAAGAGGGCAGCAAGGGAGAUUGGUUCAGCUUUUAUGGUGCUUGACUCACCACUACGAGAUAAUUUUCUUGCAUAUGAUAAUGAUUACUCCAAGGAAGUUGAGGCAGGGAGCAAAAUUCAAGGUCUAGUUAGUAGAUUGGUUCCACAAAAAGGCACUCUGGUUCCAGUUCCCAAGUUUAUGAGGUUCUGCAUUACCAAUGAUGUUCAGUCACAAAUGGUGAAGUUGUUAUCUUCACAUAUAGAUUUAUUGGAGUCAGGUUCAGUUUCUGAGGUGGGGUCAAAUGAAAUUCAGGUGACGGGGAGUUAUGAGGCUCCAUCAUUUGCUCAAUCAAUUUAUCCACUGCUUUUGGAUCUGCAUGAUAUAUUUGUUGAUGUUCCUUCAAUUGGAAGGGCACUAGCAGUUUCACAAAAGCUGCUUUUAGAUGUAAAUAGAGGGGAAGCCGUGGAUAUCAGGAUAAUGUCAGAAGUUUACACUUUCAGAAUUGCUGUUGAAGCACUGAGAAUUGCACUUAACAACGCUGGCCGGCUACCCAUUGACAAAUUACGAAACGGCAGAACAUUUGAGAUUGCUUUUUCUGAGCUCCCCUUUGAGGACAAGUCACAUGCAAUCCUUGCACAGGCUCUUCAAAGUCAGGCUAAGAAGUUCAAGACUGUAGUAGCCAUCGUGGAUGCUAGUAGCUUGGCUGGUCUCAGAACCAAUUGGAAUACUCCUGUUCCUCCAGAGGUCAAGGAUUUAGUUUCCCAUCUUGUUGUAGAUGAUGCAGGCGAUGGGGACACCUCAGACCACACUGAUAAUAAGCGGUCAUUAUCUAAUAAACCUGUGGUGGCAGUGGGUGUUGGUGCAACAACUGUUUUAGGAGCUUCAUCUAUGUCUAAAGUUAUUCCUGCAUCAAACUUCAUGAAGGUUGUGACUUUGUAUGUUCCUGCUUCAGUUAAGCUAGUUAUGACUCAGACCCAGAAGGUCGUUGGAAUUGCUCUUGGUAAAACUCUUGGUCCAUCAAAAUUGGUGGCCCCUGGACUUGCAAGUUCAGGAGGGAAUUCAUCUCUCUUCAAGGCAGCUGUUUCAGCUAAAAAAAUCCGGACGGUGGUCCAUGGUGUUAUUGCCUCAGCUGAAAAAACCAGUUUAUCAGCCAUGAGAACGGCUUUCUAUGAAAUAAUGAGGAGAAGGCGAGUGCAGCCGACUGGGGUCCUACCAUGGGCUACUUUUGGAUGUAGUAUUGCAACUUGCGCAAGUUUGCUUGCAUAUGGAGAUGGUAUCGAAUGUGCUGCUGAGUCUCUUCCUGCAGCACCCUCAAUUGCCAGUUUGGGUCGUGGGAUUCAGAGUUUACAGCAGGCAUCUCAGGCAGUGAGGCAGACAGAUGACAACAGAAUACAAAAAUCUAUAGAACGCUUAAUGUACAGGUUGAAGAAAGCAAAGAUUCAGUAGGUUUGAUUCUCGUAUGGUAACAAGGAAAUGGCAAAGUGAUGGCUGAAGUAGAGGUAACAAAGAUUACUACGUACAUAAAAGUCCAUAACGGCGGUUGUUCCUAACAUCAUGAUUCACCAGUGUUUGAGGUAUUCUUUGUCUCAAGUUUUGUCAAUAUUACGAUAACAUAAUAUUAAAGAAAUGCAGCAUUUGACUUUAUCCCUCA